Molecule: messenger RNA, 1249 nt
Organism: Thermothielavioides terrestris NRRL 8126
Lineage: Eukaryota; Fungi; Ascomycota; Sordariomycetes; Sordariales; Chaetomiaceae
Exons: 2
Coding region: 216-1205 (329 amino acids)
Biological process (GO): mitochondrial respiratory chain complex III assembly
Cellular component (GO): mitochondrion
Source: RefSeq, a predicted model, not a curated record
UUUCGUCCCUUCUCCUGGGUCUUCGGAAUGGAAUGAAGGAUGGAUGACAGCAUCACGAUGGUCGCCUUCAGCACAGCAACAACCCUAACCCCUAUCUUUACGACCCUGUUCAGAAAUGACGUUUUUUCGGACCAAAGCCUGGGAGCUCUCGCGCCAGCGGCUUGCACUCUUCAGCACUCCGGUCCUCCCCCCAAUCCAAACAGAUACCCCGACAAAUGGCUUGUCGUAGGUGCAGCGCCGGCUUCGGCCAGCUACCUCAGAGGUUAGCAGCGCCUCUGCGGCACAGUAUCAUCUUAGACACCUCGCGGUCAUCAGCAUCGUCAAUAUGCGCCGGCGCGACAACGACGACGACGGCGGCGGCGGCGAACAAUCCCCUGCCCUCGAGCCCAUUCAGCUUGACGCUUGCGACAAGAAACCCCAGGCGAGCCUUGCACACGACGGCCCCCCUACAACAGACCGGCUGGAAGCAGGCACUUCUGGGCCGCGUCGCCCAGUCCCUGAUCCCGGGGAAGAGCACCUAUUACAUCUACGGCGUGACCGAGCGCAUCUCCAAGGCCUGCGCCGCCCAGGCCGACUACACCAUCGACGCGAAAGACCGCAAGGCCGGGACGCUGAAGACGACGGCCGACGGCGAGGAGAUUGGGGUCAGCAAGGGCGGGCCGUGGCAUAGCGAGAUCGGCCUUCUCCCCACGUUCAGCACCUGGGCCCACGUCACCAUGCUGCACAUGUACCUGCUAGUCGUGCGCUUCCGCUGCCUCGACUUCGACGCCCAGCAGGCCUGGCAGGCCCAGCUGGUCAACCACUUUUUCUUCCAGGCCGAGGCCAAGAUGGACGAGGUCCACGAACUGACGUCGCGCACGAUCCGCCAGCGCUACCUCAAGGACCUGUUCGUCCAGUGGCGCGGCCUGAUACUGGCCUACGACGAGGGCAUCGUCAAGGGGGACGCCGUGCUGGCCGAGGCCCUGUGGCGGAAUCUGUUCAAGACGCGCGAGGACAUCGACGUGCGGGCGCUGGCCGCCGUGGUGGCGUGGGUGCGGGCCUCGCUAGAGCAUCUGGGGCAGCUGUCGGACCACGCGAUCGAGCUGGUGGAUGAGGACACGUUCCCGGAGCUGGCGGCCCAGUUCAGGACGGUCGACCAGCCGACUGCGGCGCUGAAAGCCGCGUUCUACCAGGCGGGCAUCACACCCGGCGCGGGCGGCCGCUGAUGAUGUUAUGUGUACAGUAAUGUAAAAAAAAAAGAGCCACCACC